UUGGGAUAUGGUAGCAUUGCAUAUUAAACUGUGUGACUUUAUUCAGCAUAUGAUUAACAAUGAUAGCAGGACUGAUAACUACAUAAGCUAAUCAAGGCAUUGUGAACAACUGUCAAUGCAAUCUUCUAAUAAAAUAUCUGCAGGUGACCUAUUGAACAUGACUUCUGGCUGUUUGAGCAUCUUUGGGAUCCUUCUAAAACCAAUUAGAAAUAAAAAAAAAAGAAGAAACAAAAUCUUUAAAAAAUAGCCAGAAUCAUGUUAUUGCUAGGUUUUAUAAACUGAAUAGCCAUAUUGUCUUUGGUCCAACUCAACAACUACAAAAAAUUAGAGCCAUAAAUGCAACCUGAUUGUUUAAAAUGACAUUGCUUGUUUAUGGUCAGUAUAUUGAAAGGAAACAGCUGAAACUACUAUUUUUGCGAUUAGACUUACAUUUUAAGACAUUAAUCAGUUAUUUUAUCAUUGAGGCCAAAGCAAGCCAAGAGCCAUAGCUGACGGUCUAAACAGCCACAUGUGGGAGACCUCUGGGCCACAUGUAAAGUAUUCAAAGGCAGCCUUUGUUGCACAGAUAAUUCCAAUAAAAUGUUUUCUUUCUUUUUAGAGACAGUUGUUUGUUCCCUUUAAUGCUUUGUUUUGCUUCAUAGCUUUCAGCUUGCUAUGUUUAUUAAAGCUAUGUUGUAGGUUAUGCGUUGUUUAAUGGAAAAAAAAAAAAAUUAUUGCUUUAACUCUUUGCUGCCUCUUGGUCUGAAUCUCCCUUUGUCAGGGUCUGUUACACAUUACCUUUCAGGACGAUGUUAUCGUCCUAACCAUCCCCCACGUGGAGCCUGUCACUGAGUGACACAGCCCACAGUGCAACCAAUCUGCUGGACGAGCUACUCUUUACAACCGCAGGCCUUCUACAGCGGAGUAAUUCUAAAGUGUAUACCCUGUCCAAAGUCCAUAAGAAAAGAACAGUUAGUUUUAUAGCCUUCCUGGACUCAUUACCAACCCAAUUGUUUAAAAGGUCUUUGUGUGCACAUGUCUUGACAUUUAGUUUGCUAAAUUUAUCUCAAUGUAAAAUAAUCAGCAAUUUAAAAAAAACAAAAAAACUCUUUGAUUAUUAAUCAACUUAAUACAAAUAAAGCUGUUUUGACGAUGAUUGUGUCAAAAAUAUCUUUAUUGUGGUGGAUCAUGUUUGGGUAGGAGGGAUCGUUUUGCCCACAGGGCCAGCCCUGUGGGCAGCAGAUGAGCCAGAGAAACUUGUGUGUUUGUGUGUGCGUGUGUGCAUGUGUGCUGCUGAGCUGUAAGCAGAAGAGCCCCGCCAGGCAGCCUGCUGAAACUGGGCAUAGUCUCCCGUCCAACAGUUCGUCUCUCUUGUUUCCUUCAGAUGAUGCCUUGGAUUUAGCCAACUCACACAAGUGCUAUGAAUAAGACACUGGACAAAAUACACACUUCUGGAGGACUCGGACAGAAAGCAGAGAUUUUUCAGAGUGGCAAGGGUAAUGAGAGUGUCUUCCCCAGCUCAGCAAUCAUCCCACUGGAAGAUCCUUCACUCACUUCAAAUGCUCAGAGGACUAGGACCAAGUUUUGCAAGGGGAACAGGAAUGUUAGAGAGGGGGAGGACUCUCCGUCUUCCCCGGUUCCAAACCUCUUUCCUGAACUUCUACCUGCAACUGUUUCCGGAUCCAUCUCUGAAUGUUUAUUGCCUUGGACAAAAUCUAAUGCAACUCAGGUGAUAAAAGUGUAUGAUGAAAACAACACCAGCAAGGCUGUAGAGGUGCCCACUGAUGUCACCGCCAGGGACAUAUGCCAGCUAUUUGUCCUGAAGAAUCACUGCAUUGAUGACCACAGUUGGACUCUUAUUGACCACCUCACCCAGCUAGGAAUAGAAAGGACCAUAGAAGAUCAUGAAUAUGUUAUGGACGUGCUAUCAGGCAAUGGGAUGGAGACUGACAGUCGGCUGUAUUUUAGGAAGAAUUAUGCUAAAUAUGAAUUCUUUAAGAAACCGCUGGACUUUUUCCCAGAUCAUAUGGUUUCCAUAUCAACAGAAACUAAUGGCAUUGUGGAUCACUCCGAGCUGAUUGAGACCUUCCUCAAAUCCAGCACUUGUCCUGAAAUCCAUGGCCACCUUCAUGUCAAAGAGCAAAGCAAGAAGUCCUGGAAGAAGUUUUAUUUUGUUUUACGGAGGUCAGGGCUUUAUUUCUCCACCAAGGGAACUUCUAAGGAACCAAGGCAUCUCCAGUUCUUUGCUGAUUUCGCAGACAGUGACAUCUACACUGUUUUAUCAGCCAAAAAAGCGCACGGAGCACCAACAGAGUUUGCUUUCUGUGUCAAGGCUACAAAGUGCAGUUCAUCUCGUGAUUUGAAACUGCUUUGUGCGGAUGAUGAGCAGACCAAGACCUGCUGGAUCACAGCCAUGCGCUUGUUAAAGUUUGGGAUGCAACUUUACCAAAACUUCAUUCAGCCUCAUCAGAAGCAAAAAGUCUCACCAAUGAGAAGCAUCUCUGAGAACUCGCUGGUGGCCAUGGACUUUUCUGGUCAAAAGACACGAGUGAUCGAGAACCCAUCUGAAGCUCUCUCUGUGGCUGUGGAGGAAGGCCUGUCAUGGAGAAGGAAAAGCUGCCACCGUUUGAGUGGUCAUGGGAGCCCCUCCUCCACACAGAGCUCUGCUCCAAACCUAGCAAUCCACUUGGCUCAGCCGUGGUUCCAUGGAAAGUUGUCUCGGGAAGAAGCUCAGCAUUUAAUUACCCAGCAGGGUCUUAUUGAUGGAGUGUUUCUUCUGAGGGACAGUCAAAGCAACCCAAAGACGUUUGUUCUCUCUCUCUGUCACAUGCAGAAAAUCAAACACUUUCAGAUUCUACCAGUGGACGAUGAAGGGGAGCUGUUCUAUACUUUGGAUGACGGUCACACACGAUUUACUGAUUUGAUCCAGUUAGUGGAGUUUUACCAGUUAAACCGUGGGACUCUCCCCUGCAGACUGAAGCAUCACUGUAUCCGGAUCACCCUGUGAAAUGGACACUCAAGUCUCCCCAGUGGGCCCUUUACUCUGGAUUUUGUUGGAUGAUUUUUUGCCUUACAGAAGACUGUGGUUUUCACAAUGUGGAACAUUCUUUCUUUUUCUCUUUCAGGAAAGGCCAGCUUUCAGAAUGGACUAUAUGACCAUUAAAGAUUGCAAAUAAGAUUAUUUUUUUAAUUCAGUUGUAUUUCUACAUGCCUUGGGAAAUCUAUGUUGCAAAGCCUAAUCAUGAUGUUUUGCUCUAAAAAGUGUGAAAUUGUGUCACUUCACAAUAUCAGUGAAACUUUUUUGGUAAUAGCUGAUUUCUAAUGGUGUGCACAUACAAUACUGCUGAAGCUCCUUUAUACUCUACAACCACAAACUAUUAUAUUUUAUUGGGAUUUUUUUUUUUCGCGGUAUGCCAACAUGCAUAAUGAUGAAAGAGAAGUGGUUCUGAAAAUGUAAAAAAAAAUCUA
This is a messenger RNA of Gambusia affinis (western mosquitofish), 3447 nucleotides long. RefSeq names its product growth factor receptor-bound protein 14 (gene grb14). The record is from RefSeq and is a predicted model, not a curated record. Gene Ontology annotation, cellular component: cytoplasm; plasma membrane. NCBI's taxonomy places the organism in Eukaryota, Metazoa, Chordata, Actinopteri, Cyprinodontiformes, Poeciliidae. The transcript has 14 exons. Gene Ontology annotation, biological process: negative regulation of insulin receptor signaling pathway; insulin receptor signaling pathway. The coding region runs from base 1400 to 2986 and encodes 528 amino acids.